Geosmithia morbida is the source of this 1137-nucleotide messenger RNA. RefSeq names its product vacuolar protein sorting-associated protein VTA1. The coding region runs from base 1 to 1137 and encodes 378 amino acids. The transcript is spliced from 3 exons. Gene Ontology annotation, cellular component: multivesicular body. Lineage: Eukaryota; Fungi; Ascomycota; Sordariomycetes; Hypocreales; Bionectriaceae. The record is from RefSeq and is a predicted model, not a curated record. Gene Ontology annotation, biological process: late endosome to vacuole transport via multivesicular body sorting pathway.
AUGGCAGAAUUUCUUCCCACUGCCCUCAAGAUCCCCGAAAUCAGUCGCUUUGUCAACCGCGCCAACCAGCUACGGUCAAUCAAGCCAGCCAUUGCCUAUUGGUGCGAAUACCAUGCCGUCAACCAGAUUGUCGGCAAGAGUCUCCAUUCUUCCGAUGACGAUGCCUUCUUAUACACCAAGACGUUAAUUGAGCGCCUCGAGACCACAAAGACCGAGCAUGCAACAGAAGAGGCUAUUGUCGACAAUGAUGUUGCCAAGGCCUACGUCGAGCAGUUUGCACAGCAGACCUUUAACCGCGCCGAACGCACCAUGCACGCCGGCAAGGUGACAAGACAGACGGCCGACACAUUCGACGCUGCUGCCACAUUCUUUGAUGUUCUCCGAGAAUGGGGCGAUCCUGAGCCCGAGGUUCUUCAGAAAAUCAAGUUUGCUAAAUGGAAUGCUGCCCGCAUCCUCAAGGCGAUCCGCGAGGGCAAGGACCCUAACGAAUCAAAUCCUACUCCUGUUAAGCCAAGGGAGAUGCCCGCGCUUGAUCUUAACGACCCCGAGGUGCAGGAGCUCACCUCUCCGGGGGCCGUUCCCCCCAAGCCUGUCUCUGUGGAGGAUGCUGUUGAUGUUGGCGAACCUCCUAAACUCGUGGCUCAGGAUGACUACUUCCCAGCUGGUUCCACCGUCCCACAAACAGAUCCUACCGAGAACUCUCCCUCUCCUCUCACGCCACCGGCCCAGGACAUGCCAUUUGGCAACUCUCCGUCUACCUCGUCGCAGGUUCCUCUUCAGCCAUCGCCUCAUAUCCCCACCAAAGUACCUCGAGAGUUCAUCUCGCCCGUUGGACCACCGCCAGAGGAUCCCUCUGCUCCGGAUUUCAUAGACUCUGUCCCUUUAGGCUUUUCAGACCCUGAUCCGCCAGAGGUCCUCCCUGAGAGCUCGUUUGCAUCACCCGCUCCUACCCCCACCCUAGCACACGUCCCGGCACCUUCUCCAACUCCGGCUGUGGGAUCUACGACGGCCAACUUCAGGGACAUCAACCAAGCCCAAAAGCAUGCCAAGUGGGCUAUCUCGGCCCUCAAUUUUGAGGAUGUCCCAACUGCUAUCGGGGAACUGCGAAAAGCUCUGGCUGCGCUAGGCAGUCAAUAG